Pelagomonas calceolata is the source of this 1406-nucleotide messenger RNA. The record is from the annotation of a GenBank genome assembly. Lineage: Eukaryota; Pelagophyceae; Pelagomonadales; Pelagomonadaceae.
CACUAGCAAUUCCGAGCUUCACUCACUUGACGCCCGGAGGACGGCCCAGACAGACGCUAGACGUGUGCAGGGGCGUUUCAUAUAGCGGCACACAGCCCCCGCCCACGCCGCCGACGCCUGCGCGCCAUCGCUGCGCCGGCACACCAAACGCAGAGAGGCCGCAGCGAUGGACCGCGGCGGCCGCUCUGGGGGCGAGCGCCAGGACCCUUUACCCGCCGCCUUCUUGGAAGUGUACACGAAGCACGGUCCCAAGCCCUACGCCGAGGGCGAAAAAGUACCGGUAUAUAACAAAGGGAUAUUUCGCAACCCCCAGGACGGCCCCAUGAAAAGUGGAGAUUUAGUCAUAUUAUACUUCGAGGACGAGUCCAUGGACUAUCUUUAUUUGCGGCCCGAGAAUUUCGCGAAACACAGCGGCAAAUUUGGGGAUUUUGAUCAUCGGGAUUUCGUCGGAAAGGAAUUUGGAGAGAAGAUCUUCUCGAGGACGAAUAAGGUGGGACGGAGGGGCAAGCAGUCGUCGGAAAAGGGCUGGCUGUACGCCCUGUGCCCGACGCCCGAGCUCUGGACCGAAGUCUUACCUCAUAGAACGCAGAUCGUCCAGACGAGCGACCAGGCCGUCAUCUGCUUCCAGCUGUCGUUGUGGGACGGGAAAAUAGUGAUAGAAGCAGGUACGGGCUCCGGAGCCAUGACGACGGCGAUGGCGAGGUGUGUCAUGCCGCGCGGGUCGGUGCGGACGUUCGAAUUUAAUGAAGUGCGAGCGCAGAAAGCUCGGGACGAGUUCGAGAUGAACGGCUUGACGGAGCCGCUCGUCGUGCCGCGCUAUAGGGAUGUUUGUGGGGAAGGCUUCGGGAUGAGCAGGGAGGCGGACGCGAUUUUUCUGGAUUUGCCGGAGCCGUGGCUCGCGGUCGACCAUGCGAUCGAGGCCUGUAAACACGGUGCUCGGUUCUGCUCCUACAGUCCUUGUAUUGAACAAGUGCAAAAAACAGUUGAUAAGUUACGAGAACGCCACUGCGACCACAUCAAGACGAUCGAGGUCCGCGAGCGCGAGUUCGAGGUCGUUAAAAAUGAGAUGGCCGAGGUCGUGGCGCCGCCGCAGCGCGUCGUCGAGGGCGCCAAGGCGCGUAAGGUCGACGACGACCAAGGCAUGUGGCCGCUGCCGCCCUACAUGGCCGUGCCUUACCCCGAGCAGCGGGGCCACACGGCCUACCUGACCUUCUGCACCCUGCCCUAUUCGUGGGGCUACGACGAGCGGGCGCCGUAUUUGGACGGGCGCCCGCUGCCGGACCUUUCCGAGUACCCCGAGGGCAUGUACCCUACGGAAGGGGACGACGAGGAGAUGGCGCCGGUCGGGCCGCCGGUCCCGCCGCCGCCGUAACUGAAUGUGUUAGCUUACUUCCUUGGGAGGGCCU